This is a messenger RNA of Coregonus clupeaformis (lake whitefish), 2576 nucleotides long. RefSeq names its product collagen alpha-1(VII) chain-like. Bases 19 to 1998 code for a protein of 659 amino acids. The transcript is spliced from 27 exons. Lineage: Eukaryota; Metazoa; Chordata; Actinopteri; Salmoniformes; Salmonidae. The record is from RefSeq and is a predicted model, not a curated record. Gene Ontology annotation, molecular function: serine-type endopeptidase inhibitor activity.
GAGAGACGGAGGCAGGCAAUGGAAAGAGAGAGAGGAAGACAAGAAGAGUAUGAGGAGGAAGGAGGAGGAAGACCCUAUCCAGGGCCAGAAUGGGACUAUUUGAAGGGUGCACCCGGUGAAAAUGGACUUCAGGGACCCAAGGGGGAACUUGGUGAAAAAGGACACAAGGGUGAGCCAGGUAUUGGCCACAGAGGUCCUGUGGGACAGGCUGGUCCACCCGGAACUAAGGGUGAGCCUGGUGAACCGGGUCCCUCUGGAGCUCAGGGUAUUCAGGGUGUCCGUGGUAACCCCGGUAUCUCAGGUUUUCAGGGUCUGCGGGGCCUACCAGGAGACCCAGGAGAGGCGGGGAGAGAGGGGGACAGGGGUAGAAGGGGUAAGAACGGAUCAUCCGGGACUCCAGGAACUAAAGGGAAACCUGGAAUAGAGGGUCCACCUGGUCUACCUGGGACGAAAGGAGAUAAGGGCGACAGUAUCCCGGGGGAACCAGGCGUCAGGGGUGUGGUUGGGAUCACAGGUCGCAGGGGUGAAAAGGGCACUGCAGGAGUCAUAGGAGCCCCAGGACACACUGGUCCAAAGGGCUUCCCGGGCAGCAAAGGAGCAAAGGGUGACAGAGGUUUAGCAGGAGUACAAGGAGAGAGGGGAAGCCCUCUCCAAAUCCAGGGACCCAGAGGCUACAAGGGCUUAAAAGGAGAAGGGGGAGAGCGAGGCUCCCCAGGUUUCGAUGGAGAUAAAGGCGAGAAGGGAGAGGACGGGCCCCCGGGGUUCAAAGGCCUCAAAGGAGAAGCAGGGGCCAAAGGAGCCAUGGGGCUGUUUGGGGUCCGCGGACCAGUGGGCCAGAAGGGAGAUACUGGCGAGCCUGGAGUCAAUGGAGAAGUGGGUCGUAAUGGGGACGAUGGAUUGGACGGAGCCACAGGAGCCAAAGGAGACAUGGGACUCCAGGGACAGAAGGGAGAUCAGGGUGACAGAGGUGAACCUGGUUUACCGGGGGAUACUGGGCAGACAGGAGAGAAGGGAUUCCGAGGCCUACCUGGACGCAUAGGAAGCACUGGGCUUGAUGGAGAAAAGGGAGAGAUGGGGAUUCCUGGAACCCCAGGACUUCCAGGGAUCAAUGGACUCACAGGACGGAAGGGGGAAAAAGGGAACGAGGGUAUCAAUGGAGUAGAGGGAGCCCCAGGACUGAAAGGAGAGAAGGGCACCACUGGUUUCCCAGGGUUCCCUGGGUUUAAGGGGUCAGCAGGGACACCAGGAAGUGAUGGAGCGGAGGGGCGACCAGGAAGUAAUGGGUCCAAGGGAGAGACAGGAACCAAGGGAGAGAGGGGCAGGAGAGGCAGAGGGAAGCCUUGUCAGACAGGACCACCUGGAACUCCAGGACAAAGAGGAGGCAGUGGAGAGCUUGGAAAAGAGGGACUAAAGGGAGAGAAAGGGGAACCUGGACUCUCUGCCGAGGAGGUGAAAGAGCUGGUCAACCAAGAGGUGGUGAACCAGUGUGCGAUGGACUUGAAGUUUGUGGUGAAGUCCAAGGACCCGGAUGCUGAGAGCACGUUGAGUGAGAGGGAGCCGGACGAGCCUGUAUCCAUCCUAACUCGCAGCCUACCUGAGGAUGAGAUGGAAGAGGAAGAGGAAAUACUUGAAAAGGAGCUGGUAGGAUCAAACACUCCUCCCCCCGUCCCCUUGCGAGAGGAGGGGACUCCAGGGAAUGGCAACCUUACCGACUCUGGAGCGGACGGGGGAGCGGAGUGGGGACUGACGCACAGAAGACGAAGGGUGCCGAGAGUUGGGCCGCGCUCAUCAGACUUGACCCCUGACCCCUGCCUGCAGCCCAUGUCAGAGGGGGGGUGUUGGGAGUAUGUCCUGCUGUGGUACUACCACCACCGCUCCGGGGAGUGCCGGCCGUUUGUCUACGGGGGCUGUGAGGGCAACCACAACCGCUUCAACACCAAACACGAGUGUCAGAGGUGGUGUGGGAAAGAGAGGAGAGGUCUUGAGCCUAGAAGGUGAGAGAGAGCCCGCCAAUCAAGACAAUUCUUUUUUGUAAAUGCCACAGUGUAAAAUGUUAGAAUUUUUGUGCAGAUCUGUUUUUUUAUAUUUAAAGUAAACUAAUGAUUACCCACACUUGAGAGAAAUGCCCAUAUAGACCAGAACUGAAUUUGAAAUUCUUUAUCUGUGCCUGUUUGAGCUUGCCUGGCUUAAUAACCCAAUAGAAAAGUCCCCAAACUGCAAAACCUUGCCCAUCUGGCACGCCGUGCAGUCUCAAGCAAAUGCUCAAUGGAUUUCUCAAGUAUUUGAACGCAGGCAUUAUAUUUUCUAUGGACUAUGAGAAUUAUAGUUGACUCACUAUGUGAAUGUUAUGAAUGUGUUCUUUCAUGUUGUAUGUUUUAAUCAAAAGACAGCCUGCCAUUCUGUUAUACUACUUCUAAGUGCAUCAUUUGUUCUAGCUGUUUAAAUUCUGAGUUUUUAUCACUUAAACCCUGAAACUACUGAAAGAUUUGUAUUGUAUUGGUACAUGAUUCUACACCAAUGGCACUGUUUAUGUGAAUUGAUAAUGAGUAUUUACUAUUUUAAUGUGUGUCAUUAAA